Molecule: messenger RNA, 852 nt
Organism: Pezoporus flaviventris
Lineage: Eukaryota; Metazoa; Chordata; Aves; Psittaciformes; Psittacidae
Gene: SURF2
Product: surfeit 2
Exons: 6
Coding region: 26-835 (269 amino acids)
Source: RefSeq, a predicted model, not a curated record
CGGAAGUGGGGCGCGCUGGUCCGGCAUGGCGGAGCGCGCGGCGGGGCCUGCGGGCGCUGGGGCUGAGGUGCCCGAGGCGGAGCGGCUCUUCCUGCUGCAGCAUCCGCUGCUCAGCCUCGUGCAGCCGGGCCGGGUGCGGUGCAGGCUGACGGGACACGAGAUGCUGUGUCGGCUGUCGGACUUGCAGGCUUACACUAAUGGCAAGAAGUAUCAGCGGCUGAUAAAGACAGCCAGAGAGUUUGACUACAGCGUGUUUGAGCCCCAUAUAGUGCCCAGCACAAAGAACCUGCACCAGCUGUUUUGCAAGCUGACUCUCAGGCACAUCAACAAGUACCCAGAGCAAGUGCUGUCUCAUGUCCAGGGGAGGCGCUAUCAGAAGGCCCUCAAAACAUAUGAGGAGUGCCAGAAGGAAGGAGUGGAGUACAUCCCGGCGUGUCUGCGACAGAAGCAGCGGUGGACGCAGCACUCUGAUGACCAAAUGAACAGGAGCAGGCAGCCUUACAGAAAAGAGGAAUUCUGGGAGCCACAGUCCAGCAAUGAGGAUGGAGAGGAGACAGACGAUAGCAUGAGUGACCUGUACCCAUCUGCACUCUUUCCAAGAAAAAGCUCAGCGGCUCCACAAACCACAACGGGCAGUGAUGACUUUGCAACAGACAGCGAGGAUGAUGGGAUCAAGCAGAAUGGUGACACGAACAGAGAGGAUGGUGGAAGAGCAGGUGUCAGCAGAGCCAGUGGCAACAAACGGGGAAAGAAACAGUCAGGCCCUUUAAAGAAGAAAUUCAAGAGUCAUCAUCGAAAACCCAGGAACUUGAAGAAAGCAGCCAAUGGCAAAUAAACUUUGUGAUAACUACA